UGUUUUUCGACCUCUCCAUCUUCUUCCCUAACAGGCUUAAACACCCGUUUCCUCCGAGUACCUUUCCAUUUUGCCUUUUUAACUGACUUUUUCUCCCUUUUCCUUUUUCCCAUCCUUCUAUGCACAGCUCGAAUAUAUCAUCCAUGGCAGUUCCCAGAAGUGCUGUCAUAAAAACCAGAUCAUUUUCAACAAAACAUCAACUUUAUUUCCUCAUAAUCUUCUCCUUCCUUUUACCCUCUUCUUCUUCUUCGAUCCAUGAUCUUCUUGUUUCGAGAGGCUUACCAGCAGGUCUGCUUCCCAAAGAGGUGAAAUCCUACACGCUUUCCGACAACGGAACACUCGAGGUCUUCUUGGGGGAACCGUGCCUGACCAAGUACGAGAAUAGGGUGUUCUUCGACAGUGUGGUGAGGGCCAACCUGAGCUAUGGAAGCUUGAAAGGUGUUGUCGGGUUGAGCCAAGAAGAGCUCUUCCUUUGGUUGCCUGUUAAAGACAUCGUCGUUUUUGAUCCAAAAUCUGGGCUUAUCUUGUUUGACAUUGGUGUUGCUCAUAAACAACUCUCCUUGUCUCUCUUUGAAGAUCCUCCUCUCUGUAAACCAAAAGGAGUACUGAAGAAUAAUGUGAGGAAGGAGAAAGGGUUUGAGGAUACGAGAUAGUGGUGGUGUCCUUUUGUUUUUGAUUUUAAAUAUAUGUAAUAGUUAAUUAGUUUUUUUUUCUAAUUAUAUACUAAAAUAUAAAUAGUUUUAGGAUUUGUAAUUAAAGAAGUGACUUGUUGGAAUCUAAUUUUCCCAUCAAAAUUAAAUUU
Molecule: messenger RNA, 802 nt
Organism: Hibiscus syriacus
Lineage: Eukaryota; Viridiplantae; Streptophyta; Magnoliopsida; Malvales; Malvaceae
Exons: 2
Coding region: 120-653 (177 amino acids)
Source: RefSeq, a predicted model, not a curated record